AUGCUUGGUUUUCGCCUGGGUUCGCUCCGACUCUUCCUUGGAUUGAUUUUACUCCUCCAGCUUUAUGGAUUUUUGGGAAAUAUUUUCGAGAAACACCUCGCGCUUGCGCAUGAUCAGCAAAAGACUGCAGCAGAGCAUCGCUUCACGGAGAAUGCGUCUCGAAGCUCCGCCGCAUCGCUGCCAGCGCAAGUUCGAGACAGUUUCUUCACCGUUCUGCAGAUAAGCGAUAUUCACCUCGAUUACCAGAACGUGGACGCGCUGGAUAAUUUCAAGACAAUUGUGUUUGAUGCGAUACCGUUCGUAGCGCCGGAUGUUGUUAUCGUUACCGGUGAUAUCACGAAUGCGAAGCGGCGGAGAGGCCUUGGCCACUUCUCCGAGCAGCGCGUAGACGAAUGGUCGCAGUACUCCGAAAUCGUCCAAAGAGCUCGGGUGGAAGGGAUCAUUCCAGCGGAAACCGCUUGGAUUGAUCUACCGGGAAACCACGACAUGUUUGGUGUGCCAUCGCGACUCGCGGGAACAAACCGCUACUACGGCCAACAUUGCCAGUUGUACCAUUCACUAGCGAAUGUCUCGUGCCUUCAGCCGCGAUUCAGUUGGUUUAGCUUCCAUAACGGCAGCUACGCUGUUAUGCGGGUAGAUGCAGUGCCAGAACCAAGCCUGCACCGACCUCUAAACUUUUUCGGGGAUCUUUCUCGUCUACGUGGAGAUCAACGAGAAGAUCUGGAGUUGGGCGCGUUGAAUCAAGGUAUUGAUUCCGCUUUUGUGUUCGUUGCUGCUCACUAUCCAUCAUCAUUUAUUAACACUGAGUUAGACCUGCAUUCAACGCUGGGGAAGGCAGCAAAAAACCGGCCGCUCGUGUACCUGUCAGGGCACCUGCAUACGCUCAUGGGCCUCUGUCCGCGACUCUAUUCUGUUGUUCCAAGAAAACGUCUCCUUGAUCUGGAGCUUGCCGACUUGCGAUACGAGCGCCGUUUCCGAGUUAUCAUCGCGAGCUCCACCAUGGGAGCCCUGGGGUUCCGGGAUUUCUCCUUACGAACUGGCACAAAGCCUGAGCGAAACGAGGUACCACCGUGGCUCCUAGUGUGGAUGCGGGCUCCAGUGUUCUUUGCGGAUUCAGAGAUUAGCAGAAAACCUCACGACUAUGCUAAUUCCGAGCUUUAUUUUGUGAUUUGGUUCCGGUCUAGAGCGUGUUCUUCUCCGGAUUUUGAGGUCACAGUGGAUGGAGUUCCUGUCGGAAGAGCAAGUCGGUAUUGCCCGCCGUCUCGACGUUUUUGCCUGUACACUAUAGGAAAGAAUCUGAUGCGUGAGGUAGCCGGCAGAGACGUACGAGUUAGCCUGCAGCGAAUCAAUAACAGUCCUGAUGAACUGCUUUGUGGACCGGACACAGUGACGGAGAUCCUUUCGUUUCUAGACGAUGCCCAGAGCAUAGUGAACGUCCCCCAAGAGGGCCGUGCCUCGAAUCUGUGCCGCUUGAUUCUUUUCCUCAAUAUGCCUCACUUUUUUCGAGUAAUGACGUUGUUGAUCGGCUGUGCAGCGCUUGUGGUUUUAUCCGCGGCCCUCGUUCUCAUGAGAAAGUGCGGACUGCACCCAGAGCCAAGCUAUGGUGCUGUGCAUCAGCAUCCUUCCCAGGUGCGUCACGGUGAGACCCUCCGGCGGAUGAAGCUUUGCGCAAAACAACUUGCCAUCUCACUGACGCUUGCCCUAUUUUGGUUCUUCCUAGGGCCAUGGAUUUUGAGCAAUCGAAUGACGGACAACUUUGGAGGAAUCGUCUUUCUCUGGACAGUUUAUUUGCCACGACAUGGCCGGAUUGGCCCGAACGCUGACCUCUUCUGGUUGUACGGCAUUCAGGCGGCCGCGCUGAUGUUGAUGCUAACGCUCAACUACCUCCUUUUGUUGUGGAGAAUGGAAGGAAUCAUUGGGCGACCACCAAACAAAGUGCCAAUAUUAUCGCGCCGUGCGUCAGGGUUGGCAAUCGCCGUAACCAGUGUGACUGCGUUGCUGGUUCACUUGCACAACCUGCUUUCCCUUCAUGGAGCUUUUGGAGUACUUGCAUCGAUCGUAUCCCCUGUGGGUGCUCCUUUUUCGGCUCUAUCAAGCAAUGCACUGAGCCGCCUCGCGCAUCUGCACCGCCUGAUGCAACGACACGCCUCCUUAAGCAUUGGAAAUAAAUGA
Molecule: messenger RNA, 2172 nt
Organism: Cyanidioschyzon merolae strain 10D
Lineage: Eukaryota; Rhodophyta; Bangiophyceae; Cyanidiales; Cyanidiaceae
Exons: 1
Coding region: 1-2172 (723 amino acids)
Molecular function (GO): hydrolase activity
Source: RefSeq, a predicted model, not a curated record